Pundamilia nyererei is the source of this 2719-nucleotide messenger RNA. RefSeq names its product neurotrophin 4 (gene ntf4). The record is from RefSeq and is a predicted model, not a curated record. Gene Ontology annotation, molecular function: nerve growth factor receptor binding; growth factor activity. Gene Ontology annotation, biological process: nerve growth factor signaling pathway; nerve development; neuron projection morphogenesis. NCBI's taxonomy places the organism in Eukaryota, Metazoa, Chordata, Actinopteri, Cichliformes, Cichlidae. The transcript has 2 exons. The coding region runs from base 484 to 1929 and encodes 481 amino acids. Gene Ontology annotation, cellular component: dendrite; synaptic vesicle; axon.
UCAGGCGGAGUUCGGAGUUCUUAAAACGUUUGGGUAGCUUCUUCAGCGCUCCACUUCGUCGCUCACUUAUUUGAACUGACAUAAUUUUUCUCUGGGGCUCCUUGGAGCAGUAACAAGUUAUGGAAUAUCCACAUUUUCAGGCGGGUCAACAUUUGUAAUAGUUUUGUGGGUUUAUUGCAUACAGUAUUUCUCUUGAGUGGAAGCGCUCCCGGGACAGGAGAGUUUUCUGGUGUGUAACUACUUUCCUUUCCUUUUUUCUCUCUCCCCUCAUUGGAUUUUUGGUGCACUCGUGCGAUGUCACGGACUAUUAAAAAAGGAGAAAGACAUGUUUGUGAAUAGCGUUUGUGGUUAACGUGUAAAAGUGAUUUGGGGUUUAUUUUUUAAACCAGUUGAGCAACAGCGACAGGACUAUAAUCAAUGUGGUGUCAGCUGGAAGGACGCGGGGUCCGGAUCUCACCUAAACGCUGAUACGUCUUGGGAGUGAUGCACUGGCUUCCCCUGGUUGCCAUGGUGAUUGCCUCGGCCCUGCCCUUCCCUCACAACCCCGUGUCCAAGAUUGCUACUGCGACCGCCGAGCCUGGCUUCGACAAACGCAGAGAGCACCGGCAUGACCCAGCCGCUCGCCUCGCAGCUGCCCCCGCGGACUACAGCUUCAAUGGAAGUGCCUCGCAGACGGACUACAACAUGACUGCUGCGCUCAGUCAACACAGCAACAGACAAAACCUCCAGAGCCGUAAGGAUUAUGUAAAACCUAUACGCGAAGAGACAUUCAAGGUGGAGAGUCGAGGAACCCACCAAUCAAACAGCAACUCAGGCAGCAAUGACAGAAGCAGCUUAGAUGUUCCCACAGAACGAGCUACACUCAGGGCCGAGGAUGUUUCCCAGGAUAGUUCUGUUCCCAAGGAUUACAAACCUGGCAGCACCAGCAGGUAUGAAUACGCAGGCUUUGUGGACUUUUCCAAGAAAGACAAUCUUCAGGACGCUACUGAUAGGCCAUUGCAGGUUUCUGCAUUGGAAAACCAUGUGAGUCCUGCUACAACACAUAAGGGUCAAACAGGACCAAAACUGACUACAACUUCAGAUCAGUUCAGAGAUACACAAAAAAUCGGGACAGCGAGCCAGAGGACCGUGGGAACUGGAAGAGGUUUUCCUAAAGAAAGUCUGACAAUGGAGGAUGGUCUGGGUCUGGGAGGGCUGGAUAACAUCUUAAAGGGAGACGAGUUGUUUCUCGAUGCUCAUCCUCGGGUCCUGUUCUCAUCCUCUCCAUCACCUCCGGAGGACCCACCUCUUUUGCUCAUGUUAGAGACUGGCAUGCUGGAGGAGGACAGGGAUUGGGAGGAGCAGGAGGCCAUCGAGGGUCACGGCGACCGCGCACUCGACAGGAGUACGACUUUGUCUUGGGCAGACUCUGCUAGAUUUACCCGCGAGGGUGUCCAUCCUGUUAAAAGGGAUAAACGCUCACAUUUGACUGACAGAUCAAAGGAGGGUAUUAGGUCAAGGGAACAGUCGGUGUGCGAGGCAAUAAGUGUGUGGGUUAACAAGACAGAAGCCACUGACUUCAAAGGAGAGAAUGUCAGUGUCUUACAGGAAAUCCAGACUCAGAGAGGACCUCUACAACAGUACUUCUAUGAAACUAACUGCCACCAUCCCAACAACCGGAUCCAGUCAAAGGGUGCUGUUGCAUCAGCGAAAUCUCUCAAACCUCGAGGGAUAGGUGUGGCUGGGGGCAGCUGCUUGGGAGUGGAUAAAAAACAGUGGAACAGUGAGUGUAGAGUCAAGCAGUCGUACGUGCGAGCACUCACCAAAGAUAAUCGAAACAGAAUCGCAUGGAGGUGGAUUCGAAUCAACUCGUCCUGCGUCUGUGUGCUGCUGUCCAGAGCAAAUCCGGCAACGGGGAGGGAGGUUUUGACAAGAAGGGGGAGGGCUUAAGAGACAGCACAAAGUGAAGUGACACAGAGCAGAGCAGCUCUGACAUCCUUCUGUGUGCACUUUCUCUUCCUCGUGGUCUUUCCUAGAACAUGAGGGAAGCUAUCUCUUCUUAAAUCCAGACCUUUUCAGAUAUCUCUUUUCCUUCCACUACAACUUUAUGUGACUUUUGCAUUUAAAAAAACAAGAAGACCUCAACACUAGAUCUUAGGGAAAAUUGUCCUAUAGAAAUUUUACUUUAAGAAGUACUGUUUUUGUAUGAUUUAUCUUUCAUAAUCUAAGUUAUUUUUGAUUAGUAUGUAAGCAUGUGUAUGUCUUUGAUAUUAAUAUAUUCCUAUAUAUAUAUAUAUAAGUGUACAAUAUGACACCAGUAUACCUUUAUGUAUGAAGCUAUGUAUAUUUGUGUGUAUUUAUAGAAGAAGCCUUCACGGGCUUGUAGGUCUCUCCAGUGUCUGAUGAUAAUUCCAGCCUCUGGUCCGCUCGUGUUGUAAGAGGAAGGAGCGCCCCCUACUGAGGUUCCAUUUUACUGCUCCAAACUCUCACCGUAUAUUUUACCAUGAAACGUUACAGUUAUGGUUUAACUAAGACUGCAGCGCGGGCACAUGCUAGCGUGAUUUCAGCCAGGCAGAGGAUUUUUUUUGUGGCAGGAUGUAUCUGUGCAUGUGGGCCUCACAUGUGGCUCAUGAUUGUAAAAGCAUGUGGUUUGUAAAUUAUGUGACACUUAAACAAGCUGAUUUACCAUCUUUGCGUUUGUUCAGUUGUCCUGCCAAACAUGGUAAUAAAGGAACUUUGU